CUGGUAGUUCUUCAAUGGUAUUCCUGCAGAAUAUGGAUGCCCUUACUAUUUUAAUAUUUUUUGUAGGAAUCUGAUGCUGUGGCUGAAUUAAGUGCACUUUUCCAGACAAAAGUAUAGACACUAUCCGAGCAAUCUUGGCAGACAGUGGAGGAGAUAAAAGUGUGGCUGCAUCAAGGCUUAUCCAGUGGUCUGCUGGGACAUGUAAGCUACCUAUACAAGUUUAUUACUUAAAUGUGAAUAAUGGUAGAUCUCUGAACUUUACCUGUCUGUGAUGUUAUUACAACAAAGCAGAGGUCCUUGGUAUUGUGUAGUGGUAAGGUUGCGUGCAUUUUUUUUUGCUCCAACAUAAUUAUUUUUCUGAUUACCAUGGAACCCUUCAUUGGAGACAGUUAUACUUAUCUGUUCUUUCAUUUGGUUUUGAAAUUGUUAUUUCAUUUCAUUUGAAAUAAGAGCCCUUCAUUCGAUUUAGAGGUGCAUACUUAUAACAUGACCUAAGCUUUACAGAGUCUCAUAACAGAUAAUUUACUGAACUCCCUUUUUUGCAAUUUCUUCUGCAAGGUGCCCUAAUGAACAGUGGGGACUCAGGUAAUGAAUACUGUACAGAAGAAGACAGUGACCUCAUGCAAUCACCAUUUGAAGCACAUGUAUCCUCAAGUACUGUCAGUACCUGUACUGACCCUGUUGCACAGUACAAACAAGAAACUCUGGAUGAAAAUGGCCCACCACUGAGAAUCUAUGUAAAUCGGAUGACGGAGGAGUUCACUGCAGAUGUUUUAUCCAUUUAUAAGAAAGCCAACCCAUGUUUUCGCUCAAACCUUCGAGUGCAAUUUGAAAAUGAAAGAGCAGUUGGCGAGGGACCUGUCAGAGAGUUCUUUAGCAUAUUAAUGGGAUUUGUUCAAAAUGGUCUUUACGUGGAUGAUCCUGGGCGGCUGACUAUGUUAUUUGAGGGCCAGACUGACCACAAAAUUCCAGUCCCAAAUGCGUUACUGUGUAAUUCUGGACUGUACACUAGUGUUGGACGGAUGAUUGCACAUUCUUUCUUGCAUGGAGGACCACCACUUUAUGGACUUUCCCCAGCAGUGCUUGAAUUUUGGACUCGUGAAAGCAUCAGUGAAGCUGUUACCAUGGAGGACAUCCCAGAUUAUGACCUUCGACAAGCCUUGAAGCAGGUACUCGCAUUGAUGAUCUUGUUUUGUACAGACAUUACUUACGUAUUUCUGUGUAAUGUUUCAGCAACAUGUUAGUGUUACUAACAAUAUUUAUUCUGGUUAAUUUUUGUUUGAUAUGGCACUUGUACUGUCCUGUUUAUAUUUGAAAAAAGGCACAAGUGUGUUCCAAAUAGGUGUAUACAUCUAUAAUGACACUAUAAGUUUAUAAUUUGUCGUAAGAAGCAUUUCAUUGUUCAGUCACAACACCAUAGCAAUUUAACGGUUUUGCAGUUAUCAAGUCUUGACAAGGAUGAAGAACCCUCAGAUGCACUUAAAGAAUUCCUCUUGCCUUAUCGUGAUGAAGCGUCAGUACUUCAAGUGCCGCUAAGGGGAGAGAAACGGCACUUGGUUCUCCAGCAGAUAAUGCUGCACAAUGUGAUCGAAAAGCGCCACCGUGAACUGAAAGAUCUUGCUGCAGGAAUGAAUGAGCUUUCCCUUGUCAAUUACCUAAAGGCACACAAGGAAAUGGCCGCAGCCGUGUUUCCCAGGGAAUGCGAGUCAGUAAUUGACAAAGAAGAACUCAAGGGUAGGAUUUCCAUCGAGGAUGAAAACAACCCCCAAGGGCAAGUUAUCAUGGGAUUCUUGCAUCGCUUCAUCGAUGAAGUUAGCAGAGAAGCAGAAGGUAAGUGA
This is a messenger RNA of Porites lobata, 1838 nucleotides long. Lineage: Eukaryota; Metazoa; Cnidaria; Anthozoa; Scleractinia; Poritidae. The record is from the annotation of a GenBank genome assembly.